AUGUGGACCAACAAGUUGUUCUUCAUUCUUACAGUCGUAUGCAUCGCCGCGUUGGGCACAGCUCAAACAUUGCCGUCGCAACCUGUUCCUGGACAGGGCCAAGAAGAUUGCUGGUCAUCGCUAGAAGCAAUCCCCGACUGUUUCCCAGACAUUUUCAGAUCUUACAUAAAUGGGGAAAUCGGACAUGUUGAUUCCUCUUGCUGCCAUGCCUUUUUGGGCCUAAAUUCUGAUUGCGUCCCUCAGAUGUUUGUCAACGAUCCCUUCUUCCCUGUGGCUCUUAUAGAUCAUUGUUCCCAACAAUAA
Microthlaspi erraticum is the source of this 303-nucleotide messenger RNA. Lineage: Eukaryota; Viridiplantae; Streptophyta; Magnoliopsida; Brassicales; Brassicaceae. The record is from the annotation of a GenBank genome assembly.